This is a messenger RNA of Thamnophis elegans (Western terrestrial garter snake), 2100 nucleotides long. Its product is annotated as acyl-coenzyme A thioesterase 1-like. The record is from RefSeq and is a predicted model, not a curated record. Lineage: Eukaryota; Metazoa; Chordata; Lepidosauria; Squamata; Natricidae. Gene Ontology annotation, biological process: acyl-CoA metabolic process; fatty acid metabolic process. The coding region runs from base 592 to 1848 and encodes 418 amino acids. The transcript has 3 exons. Gene Ontology annotation, molecular function: fatty acyl-CoA hydrolase activity.
UGUGAAAGACAAGGCAGCGCUCUGUCAGAGUAAGAACACUUUCUCACCAUUAUGAAGUCUCCGAAGCUGUAAUUGUACGAGGUGUGCAUGCGCACCUAUGUUUUCUACAGCUUUAGCCGCGGCAACUCUCUGCGCAGCUGGCGAUGACUCCGGAGCCCAUCCGCGGGAGGUUUCGAGGAACGCGAAGUGGAGUUUAAAGUUUAGAGUUCCGAUGUUCUUAGCGACCCCUGUGAAAAGAUCGUUCGACCCCCAAAGGGGACGCGACCCACAGGUUGAGAACCAAUGUAAUAAACGGAUUCUGCUGUGCAGGGGGACAAACUCCAGCAAGGGAACUUUUCAAACCCCUUGGCAGGUCGCAGGGUUGAGUUGACUUCCGCUUCGUUGCCCCCCCUCCCCAAAUUGGUCAGAACUUUAUGACAUUAUUUCUGAUUUUUAAGGACUACAUUUCCCAGAAACCAUCAUGGCAUGUUUUUACUCUCCGCCCUUCCUUCGAGUUAUAAACUGGGAGCCAAAGUCCAGGAGGCGAAAGAAGCACUGCAAGUCUGAGCGGGAGCAAAGGGAAAUUUGUCUGGCUUAAGCAAAUUUGCUGUGAUGGCGGCGCGCAUCCUGGUCUUGCCUUCCCCCGCCUGCCUGUAUGACGAUCCCGUGCAGGUGAAGAUCGAGGGCCUCUCUCCGCUACAGGAGGUCACCGUCGCGGCGUCUUUGGAGGAUGAGAGCGGCCACCUCUUCCAAUCGCGCGCGUACUAUCGGGCUGAAGGGAACGGAGAACUGGACCUCAGCUGCUCCCCGUCGCUAGGUGGGAGCUACUGCGGGGUGGAGCCCAUGGGCUUACUGUGGGCGCUGGAAUCCACGACGCCCUACAAGAGGUUGAGUAAGAGGAACGUCCUCACCCCGUUCUGUGUCACCUACGAGGUGUACGACGGGCGCGGAGUCACCGGCUCGCUCCUUUGCAGCUGCCGCAGCGAGAGAUGCUUCAUGGCCGAAGGCGUGAAGAGGGUUCCCGUGCGAGAAGGCCGGCUCAGAGCCACGCUUUUCUGCCCGCCCGGUCCUGGACCUUUCCCAGCAGUUCUUGACUUGUAUGGAUUUGGAAGCGGAUUGGUGGAGUACAGAGCAAGUCUUUUGGCAAGCAGAGGUUUUGUUACACUGGCACUUGCUUUUUUAGGUUUUGAAGAUCUCCCAGCUGCCCCAGAAUUCAUUGACUUAGAUUAUUUUGGUGAAGCAAUAAUGUUCCUGCAGAAACAACAAAAGGUUAAAUCUAUGAAAAUUGGAGUCCUGGGACUAUCGAAAGGUGCAGAUCUCGGUCUUUCUUUAGCUGCAUUUUGGCCAGACAUCCAAGCUGCUGUCAGUAUUUCUGCCACAGGGUCAAAUACAUUUUUCCCUUUGAAAGUUAAAGGACACAUCAUUCCACCUCAUCCUUUUGAUUUGGAGAAGGCCAAACCUACUGAUGUUCCGAAUGUACUAAAUUUUGCUGAUGUAAUGAAUGACCUCACUGACCCAUCAACCUGGCCAUGCCGCAUCCCUGUUGAAAAGUCCUCAAGCAAGUACCUCUUCAUAUGUGGACAGGAUGACAAAAACUGGAAAAGUCCAAUGUUCUGCCAAGAGGCUGUUAGCCGCCUUCAGAAGAAUGGACGUCAUGUGGAGUUCUACUGCUAUCCUGGAGCUGGACACUUCUUGGAGCCCCCUUAUAUGCCCUUGUGCUGUAUUUCAUAUAACAAGACACUUGGGAGCCUUGUAAACUGGGGCGGAAAGCAGAAAGAACAUGCAGAGGCACAGGAAGAUGCCUGGCAAAGAAUAUUAGCCUUUUUCAGACAACACUUGCUGGAGUCAUCUUUGAAAAGUACUUUAUAGGGUGCAGUUUCUUUAGAUGUUAGUUGGUAACCAAGUUAAGCUCGGAGUGAUGGCCUUUAAACAGUAUAUUUUGCCACUUUCAGGUACACCAAUGGGGCACCACAAUUUUCAUUAGCUUGGUGAAAGCUCUUCUAGCUGGAAACCCUUAAGCAGCUUAUACAUAAAUUGUUUGUAAUAAACCAGUGGUUCUCAACCUUCCUAAUGCCGCAACCCUUUAAUACAGUUCCUCAUGUUGUGGUGACCCCCAUUCAU